Anopheles gambiae (African malaria mosquito) is the source of this 14799-nucleotide messenger RNA. It is a transcript of the gene lilli, whose product is annotated as AF4/FMR2 family member lilli. The transcript has 15 exons. The coding region runs from base 4338 to 10070 and encodes 1910 amino acids. Gene Ontology annotation, cellular component: nucleus; super elongation complex. Gene Ontology annotation, biological process: regulation of gene expression. The record is from RefSeq and is a predicted model, not a curated record. Lineage: Eukaryota; Metazoa; Arthropoda; Insecta; Diptera; Culicidae.
GAAAAUAAAAUGGCGAUCUUUGCGUGUUGUACAUUUUUCAUUGCGGCCGUUUAAGGUGAUUUUACGACUGAAAGUGAUUCGGUACCGUGCAUGACGGGCGCGUAAGGGUCGUCGGAAGUGUCCAGCUGUCGGAAAAACUAGUGAUCAAAGGAUUGUUCAGUCAGCUUGGAGUAUAAAGAAAGCUUUAAAAUAAGGUGGCCACGGAUGAGUCUUCUGUUGGCGAGUUGUGUGUGAACGAACGGGGCAUGAAAUUUGUAAUGCGUGGUGGAGAAGAAGGCUGACGGAUGUGGGGUGAGCGCAUAGAGCGCGGAUGACGGUGACUGUGAAAAGCGAACACGAAGCGAAUCCCGUCUCGUCGGAAGGGUCGCAAAUUGAAUCUUGAAUCGAACAAUCGUUUUGACGCCUUAUGAGGUCGGAAUCCGAGAAGGCAAAUAACCGAAACUGUGCUUCGCCGAAUAAUCAAUGCCGUUAUACCGUUGUUGCAGUGCAGACCUCGGAAAUCCCCAUACGUUCGGUUUGUAACUGACGGCUCUACUUUUCCUAUCGCUUUGGCACCCCUCAGUCCUCUCCCUCCCUGUUCCGCCAAUCCCAGACUUGUGGUGUGGUAGUGUAGCCCCAUAGUACGCGUUUCACCUCCUUUAUACCUUUGCUCAUUCAUUAUCAUUACUAUCGACGGGCUAGAUGAGUGCCCUUUUUUGCGAACGGUGUGUAUUUUUGAAUUUGCUCGUUCUUUCUCGAAUGUACCGAAAGUGCCAAAGUCGAAGCAGCCUGACGUGGGAAAGGUGCGGUGUUAGCGGGGUGAAGGAAAUGAAAUUAUCAACCGUCCGACCAGCGAGUAUUGCGUACUAUUAGAGUGUGAUGAUGUGCCCUGCAAACCCCUAACCGCGGACCAUUACGAUACAUUGUGUGCUUGCGUAAAAGUAUUUGUGAGUCAACGUGCGUGUGUGUCCUUAUGGUGCGAAGAGCAGAGACCACCAACAAGUACACGCUAUCGUGUAGUUUUAUGUCAUUUUUGCCUUCCUGCCAUUCAACACCAACCAAUAGAGGAGAAGAGGGCACAUUGUGUGUUACAUUGUUGCAUUGCACACGCAAACUCUUUUGCUCUCUCUAAUAGAUACACACACACAAAAGCAGUCAGAUAUCCAAAUAGACACACACACACAUAAUGGUGACAAUCGGCAUCCUGUCGACGUUGCGCCGGUAUGAUCCUUUGCACAGAGUGUGCGAAAGAGAGCAAACAUUUAAUGGGGAAAAAAGACACAGUUGGAGAAAAACUAUCAGAAAUCCCAUAAAAGUCCUUGUGCGGUUGACAUUUGCAAGAAGCGAAGGCUACACACCUUGUGCAUCUGUGUGUGUGCGCGCGUAUUGGUGGGCGAGUGUGUGUACGUGCGGUUGCGUGUUUUUACGAUGUGUGCAUUGCUAUUCCCACCGAAGCAUGCCAUGCAUGCGUGUGCUGAUUUCAAGCAGUCCCCGCUAGACUGUUGCUGCUUUUCUACGGUUUGAAAGUUUAACUUUUAUCGCAUUUUGAGUAGCAGCAUAUUUACUGCUCUCUACAAUUAUUUGAUGGACUAUGAAAACGGUGUUGUGCUUUUUUUACCUGAUGUCGUGAAUUGUGACGUCUUGUUUUUUUCCUCUCUAUCGCUGAUUUGAGACUUUUCGUGAACGUGUGACAGAGGAAGUGCUCUCUGCGUUAAACAAAAAUCGUCUUCGGUGAAAGCUGUAAACGGUGGUACUACGGUGAACGAGAAAAAAAGACGUAAAACAAAACAGAAAAAAGAGUGCAAGAAAAAUUGGGAAAACAAAGCACCGUCGACGGUAGCUGAGCUGCUCUGCCAACACGGGUGUUUGUAUUGGUAUUGGUGAAGAAAACGGUGGUAAAGGCGAAAAACAAGAAGCCCUGCUAGGUUGAAGGUACGUACCGUGUACGUACCGCACAUACUUUGGCAAAUGAAAACUCUUAGAGGUGUACGCAAAAAAAGAAGAAAGACACCCGUCAUAGCAGCAAUUGAAUGCGGAACGAAAAUUGGUUUGGGUGGGAAGGAAGUACAGUGACAGGAACAAACAUCGACCAAAAAAAAGUCAACCCCAAAACGGUAAAGUGAGAAGAGGCGACCACCAUCCCCAGUGAGAAGUGAAUACCCGUCCAUUCGUAAUGAGAUGUUUUGAGGUGAAGUACGUGGAAGGAACGUAGCAGACGUGAAGUGUGUGUGUGUGUGUGGCAGGGCAGAAGGGCGAGAGGAAGCGAGAGGAGGAAGCCAGUAACGAAAAAACCCCUCACUACAAGAUACAGCCAAUUAUAGAGAGGGGCCCUCUAGACUCUGUGUGUGAUUAUGUGCGAGAAUGGUAGGCACUGAUCGCACGAGUAUAAACCAUGGCGUGGCGGUGUGUGUGUGCUUUUCGCUGCACGUUGGUUCAUUGGAGUCUCCACCCGUGUGCUUCCCCCACCCCCCACCACCCUUCGCCGUAAGUCUCGCCCGUUCCGAUUGUCUUCGUUCGCUUCUUCUUUUUUCCUCGGCACAACCUUUACGGUUGUGACACAAGCAGCGAGCGAAGAAGAAGGCGUAUGGCUCCACACAGCACACACAACACGGCAACAGUAGCCAACAGCACCAAGCAGCACCAAGCAGCAGCAGCAGCUGUGCGUCGCGAGCCAGCGCUCGCGAAUGAGAGCAGUCAACUCUCAAAAAAGAAAAGAAAAGGAAAAAAAGAAGGGUGAUCAGUGUAUUUGUGUUGUGUAAGUGUGUGGUGCAGGUGGUUUAACAACACGAGCAUACACGUGCCUCCACAGCAGCAGCAGUAAGCAGCCGCCUUGAAGCAAAGCAGCAGCUAAGAAGCAAGAAAGAAGUGGUGAAGAAAAAAUUAAAAAUAGUGUGGAAAACCCGGCUCACGGCACGUCUCUGUGUGUAACUUUGGCUACAACACACCGGUACGCGUGCAUUAUUCUCUAUUUACAAAUGCAAUGGAAAUGAGCUGCCGCAGGCGUUAGAGUAGUGUGCACGCUGGAAUCGCGGGAGAAGUUGGUGCGUCCCAUCGCUCGGUGCUGAUAGUGAUAGGAGGGGGAUGCGGAGUGGGUUUGAGAGAGUGGUGUUGGUGGUUGUGCGGAUUUUGCUCUGCUGAUUACAUAGCAGUGCAAUUUCAAGAGACACAUUUCUGGUCCCGCUUGCCCCAGAAGCGGGUGUGUAUUGGCAGGAGGGUGAAAUUAGUGUAACGCCUGGUGGUGGUAGUCCCGCGGUUCGCACACUGUUACGCGUGUGAUGCACAACCCCCGUACGCAAAGAAAAGAUGUGUGAGCAAGAAGAAGGGUGAAAGGAAAAAUCACAGCAGGAUGUGUGCAUGUGUGUGCGUGUGAUGAUUACCUUUGCCGUAACAGCGCCGAGAAAGAAAGUAUGUGUGAGUGUGUGGGUGCAAGUGGCGGUAUAGCUUGGUGGUGAGAAGCAAUGGAAUGUGAAAAUAGUUUUGAAAAUCAAAUUGCAAUAGAAAAGUAGCCUUAGAGCGAUAGCGGGUGCAGUGUGUGAGGGAGAGAUAUAAUACCGCAAGAGGCAAGAAUUAAGUGAUAACGGUGGGUGCAUUUGUGUGUGUAUGUGCGAGUAUUUAUGCACAAGUGUGCGCUUGUGUGUGUGGUCACGGUGCGAAAGGUUUAUCAGUGCCCUAGAGCGUGAGUUGGUGAUUAAAGAAAACAUAGUUUAUCUCCCAUCGAUGUGGAGCCAACCCCCACCACCGCCCCUCAAGUGCAAUAACGGUUCUGGUGGAUGAAGUGUGGUGUUGCCUUCCUCCGAAGAGGGCGGUUCCGCCAACAGGCGGUAAAUGGCCAAAGGCAAACCCAACCAUAACCGUGGUGCCGUGCAGGAUAGCGAAGCGCCGAGAAGAGUAAUAUUAGCGCAAACAAAAAUUGUGCCCGAUUAGUAUGUUGUGUGUAGUUUUUAGUUAGACGCGUUUAACCCGGGUGCGUGUGUGUGGGUUAGCCCCCCCCUAGCCCGGAAAAGAUGAUUUGUCAGUGAAAAAUUAUAAAUCGAAAAAAAAACCGGCAGCAAUAAUUAAUCUCUUCCUACUGGUGCAAUCUACGGCGCGUUGCAAGCGCAGUGCAAUGAACCAGUGCGGCCAUCAUCGCGCUACCAUUGACAGAUACAGUAGCAUCGUCUUUUGUUUCUUUCGCGCAGCAGGAGAGUGCACGACGUGUGUCUGCUCUUUCCACAACAUUCACACAUAAACGCAUAAACGAUUAGGACAUAAGAAGAGAUAGACCGCGUCGUCGAUCGAUCGGCAGAUCAUCUCCGUCUUCAUCGGCACUGUCGUCCGCGUCGUCACUCCGGACGACCGGCGUAGUCGGUGAAUUGGACAUGAACAAAUCGCUUUACCCAAGGCACGACGAUGAGCAUGAAAGGAUGGAGCGGAGAGAACGGGAUAAACAGGCCCGUGCCCAGCUACAGGCCGAACGGGAACCGGAACCAACAGCCCCACUUUUUGCAGCACCAGUUAAAGUGCAAAGUCCAUCCGAUAUGGACAUGCACAUCGCGAAGCGACUUGGUAACUUCGAGGUAGUUAAGAAACACAUCCUGGAACCGUCCACAUCGCAUCAUGUUAUCGGAAUUGCUCCAACCCCUUCAACGCCAUUGCGUUCGUCGAGCGCGAUGCCCAGCCUGGUCGCCGGCAGCCACCAUCGGUCGCUUCCACCAAAAACCAAUAGCAAUAGCAGUAGUAGUACCAUUAGCAAUAGUAAUGUAAACUUCGUCAAACCGGCCGACAAUCGCUCCGUUUACAAUGGACGGCCAUCGGGAUCGAGCGCAGGAUGGAACAAUCUACCGGGCCAUUAUUCGUCCUCUUCUUCAUCCUCAGCGGGGUCGUUUAACAAACACGAGGUGCACAACUUCUCAUCGAAAGGACCGCCUUCAUCCGUUCCACCUUCACUGAUGAACGGCCGAACCUCGUCAGCAGCGGGAGGAAGUAUCGGUAGCAGCAGCGGUGGAACCGGUGGUCCAUCCUUUGGCAGUGAUAAGUUACCCUCGCAAAUGCCCAACGGUCGACUGUCCCAGGUUGCAAACUCAAAAAUGCCUAGAGUAAACUCAAGUGAUAUUUCAACUCCGCUCAAACAGGGCAGCAACGUGGAGAAGAUAUUGAACGAGAUGAAGAUCAACGUCAUGACGCCGCUGACGGAAAUCGGGGCCACACCGCGCAAGGAGUUGGAAUCGAAGUUUAACUUCAACAACCCGAGCGCAAACCCGAGGCACGUUUACGCCACCCUGCCUUCAAUGUUGGGGCCGCUGAAAUCUUUGGCUGGAGGUGCGGGUGGUACCACGAAAUCGUCCCUUUCUGGAUUGGCGAUGCGUCCACUUAGCUCAAAUAUUGAGGACGAUAAUCCAAACAAUGGCUCGGAUAGUGACGACGGUGCAGACGGAGAGUCGAAGAAACGCAAUUCUAGUGAUACCUCAUCGAAUGAAAGCGCAGACGAAUCAUCGAGCGAGGACUCUAACAUUGGCAAUAAAUUGGGAGGAACCGUUCCCGUGGCUGGCGGUCCAAUGGCUGGAGGAAUGAAUGGAAAUGGUGUCAGCGGAGCAGCAGGAGAAGGAGCGACUGGAGCGGCUGGAACAGGAAAUGGAAAUGGCAAUAGCAGUCCCGUGCGGAGGCCAAGCGAUUGGUCACUGCUGAAUUUCCUAAAGCAGCCUACCAGCAAUAGUCAACAAGUGCCAACAAACGAAAGUGCUCCCCAUGUCGGUGGUGGUGCUGUUGGGGAUCGCACUAGUGCCCAUCACCAUCAUCAACACCAUCACCAAAACUUACACCACACACAUGAAGAAAAUUCCGUAUCAUCUCCAUUGCGACAGCAGAGAUUAAGCGGUUUAAGUGAAGUCGUACAAGGAUUCAUCGCAUCCCCUAUUGCGGACGGACGCUCUGCGACGGUUGCACCUGUAAAAAACGAACCUUUGGCGCCGUUGGACGAUGACCACCUAUCAAACGCGAGCAGUAACGCGAGCAAUAGCGAGCUGCCUGCAGGUCAGGGUGUAUCUUUGUCCUCCGGUGUCAAUGCAGGAUCCUCAUCGUCAUCGUACGUAAAGCAGGAACCGUAUCCCAGCGAAAACAGUGCCUCGCCACCCGGAAUCAAGAGUGAGCAAAAGGAUGACGGUGCCGAUCGGUUAUCGUUGUCUAGUCCUGCGAAAAGUCCGGAGCUGCAACAUCACGUCGGUAACUAUAGCCUCCACCAUCGCCAACAGCAACACCUGUUUAACGACAGUGUCGAACAGGUAGAUGUGAUAUGUGCCCUACAGGAAGCCAAAGAGUUUAGCCUGAUCAAACCCAUCUCGAGCAUGUCGGAUUCCGAUUCGGACGAUGCAGAGAUACCCUCAAUGGUCGGUGGCGACCUUGAGCAACAGCACCGUGUAAAUCUCCACCACGUUAACACCCAUAUGUCCCAUCAACCGGAUGGGGAACCGGUGGCGGCGGGAAAUGGUGUAGUGUUAGCAUCAGCGACAGCUAACGCUGUCAAAAAGAAGAAGUGGAAACGGAAGCUUAUUGCUGGAACCGGCAAUGAGCGUGAAACUCGCGAUAGUUCAACAAGCAGUAGCGAAGACGAACGAUACGGUGCAGCGCGAAGAAGUCGAUCACAGUCCUUUGAGAAAGAAAAGACGCAUCUGAAACCGCGCGGUCGCGUGCGUAAAGGACACAGUGGCAAUACUCAUGGUAGUGGUGGUGGUGGAGGUGGUGGUACUACAAGUGCCGCAUCCAGUGCUCGUUAUUCAGAUGCAGACUCUAUAACGAGUGGAGGUGGACACCGGUCAAGCAAAACGUCCUCCCAUGGGUCAACACCUACCAAAAAAGGUAGCGCCUCGUCGGCUAUAAAUUCGCUACCAUACGCUCACGGUGAUACUGGAGCUGCGGGUAUUAUGAGCCCUCCGAUUAGCAUUCCGUCAGUUGAUGGAAUCGUUCUGUCGAAAAAAGCAAACUCCCGUAAACCGCGCUCGUCAAAGAUUCUCAGCAGCGAAACAGUGCUUUCCACCGAGAGUAGCUCCUCUUCGUCGGGUUCGUCUGCUGAGGAGGACGGUGUAGCAUCGUCAGGAGAGUCUGCGGAUUCCAAUUCUGGUCACGAUCGAUCUACACCCGCACCAGCUGAUCCCGUUGUGCCAGUGACGAAAACGAAGAAGCAUAAAUCGAAGAAGAAGCUGGACAAAAUGGCACCGGCUGACGUUUUGACGAGCAACAUAUCAGCGGGCAAGGGAAAUGGACCGAUCACCAACGAUGUUUCUAUGAAAAAUAGACCCAUCAAUGGAAGCGGCAGUAGUCGGAGUAACAAUAACUAUCAUCUGCACAAUCUUUCAUCCGACAGCAAUGACGAGAGGCCUUCUUUAAUAACAUCGCCCUUCCAAGGCAGCGGUGGAAGGUUAGGAGAUGUUGCAACUAGUGGAAACCUUCCCAAGAAACCACAUAAACUAUCAAUCAGUCAGACAUCAGUCGAUGAGGAAGAAUCCCGUGUGCUCAACUCCAACGGAAACAAGACUGUCGACGACGACGAUGACGACGACGAUGAUGAUGAUGACGAUCGCUCUGAUUCUCACAGCGAUAGUGAUAGCGAUACUCCAACCAAAAAAGAAAAGGUACUUACUCUCAAAUCACGUUUGCUUUAUGAUCACAGAUUAAUUAACUUUUUUUUAUUGAUGCUGCAUUUUAUUUCCCAUCUUCAGAAACAAAAUAAAAACAAGAAAGCGGCUCUCUUUGCUCGGGUGUUUAUCAACACAGCUGCUGCCAGUGGUGGCAAGGGAAAGGGCGGCAAAGGAAAGGGCGGAAAAGGCAAGGGUCAAGUUUACAUUGACCACGUUGAUGAGCUGAAUCUGGCGAAAAGCAAUGGAGCUUCGACGACACCAAACGCUAACAAUCAAGCUGGAACAGCAGCCACCGAGAUGCGGCGAUCGGCACAUCAGCACCUCACCGUACCAGGACUGGUGGAAACUUCUCCCAGGCCACCUUCUGCCAUAGGAGAGAGUCGACCCAGCAGUCAGGGAACGGCAGGGUUAGCGGCGGCCGUUUCACCUACACUGGACAAGAUGCUCUAUUCACAUACCAGUGGUGCCUUAAGCAACAACAAUGUUUCGCUCGUUUGUCGGAUCGAUCUAAGUCGUUUGUUAAAAAUUCCACCGCCACCACCACAGAACCGGCCCCAGUCUGGACUGCGGUCACAUGAUAACUACAACGCACACCGCAGUGCCUCUUCCGCGCGACAGAAGAGCAAAAGCCCUUACGAUCAGCUGCACGGUAAGCGGCGGCGAAGUUCGGUGGGCCAGCAAGACCACCACGAUCGCAGUGGCAGCUCAGUGCACAGUUCCUCCUCGACUCCCAGGCUACUGGAUGAUCGUGUGUCGUAUGGUGGAAGCGUUCCCAAUCGACUACUGGCGGGUGAAUCAUCGCCAGUGCUAGAAAAUGGAACUAUUGGAUCCUCCGAACGACACAGAAGCAAUUCCAUCAACAGUGACCACAGUGGUGCCGCCCAGAAGGCGCGAGAUUAUCGCGCAGGACUGGAUGCUUCUUACGGAAAUAAUUCACCUUCGUUGCACCAUCGGCAUCAUCCUCAAACCACCUACACUAACCAUCAUCAACAUCUUGCCAGUCAAUCCGACGCCGGGCCAAAAGGCGUCGAAAGUGACAAGUACGACGAAAAAUUGUUGACAAAAUCCGAAAAACUAGGCUACGACGAACAGCGUUUGAAGGAGGACAAGACAACUUCCCUACUUUACGGCAGCAACCGUGGCAGCGGUGGUGGAAAAUACUCCAACUAUGGGGGAGUGAUAAAGCAGGAGAGCAGUACGCCAGCAGCUCAAUCGUUGAUUAAACAGGAGUACAAUAGGGACGAUUUGUUGACGGAUAAUAAGCUGGGAAAGCCGACCAUGGGACUUACGUUGACAAAUGGUACAACAGGAGAUGGAGAUACGGGAGGCAGUGGACGAAUGCGGAAGCGUUCCGUCAGCUCGGGGAGUAACAAUACGUACAAGGAGAAGCGCCGGAAAAAGGAUAAAACAUCCGCCAACUUACAGACUGAUCAACUUGACCAACUACCACCAACCAAUCACGAUCGGUUAGAUGAAAGCUCAUCGGGAGCAAGUUCAGGUCGUUCAGCGAUAGCAAUUGAGAGAAACGGACAACAGCAUCACAGCAGCACCAAUGUUCAAGGGCAACAGCAGCAACAACAUCUGACGGUCGGUGCUAAUGGGUUUGAUUCGGGCAUUGCGCCCGUAACAGGCGGUGAUAUUGGACCACCAGCAGAGGUCCCGGUGCAAAUCAAAAAGGUGUAUGUGUCGUACUUCGAACGCAACGAGGAAGUACCGGAAAUACGGGACCAAAGCCGAUUUCUCUCGGAAGCAAAGCGGUUGAAGCACGCGGCCGAUCGGGAGGGAGACCAUUUAGCACAAGCAAUGCUGUACCUGGAAGCCGUGCUGUUUUUCCUGCUCACUGGCGACACGAUGGAGCGAGACCCGAUUACCGAGAAAGCUGCCUUUACGAUGUACAAAGAUACGCUUUGUUUGAUUAAGUUCAUUUCGUCUAAAUUUCGUAGUCAACUGCAAAAUCAAACGAUGCAGGGUAACAUCCACACAAAGGUGGCGAUUCUCAGUUUGCGUUGUCAAUCAUUGAUCUAUCUCAAGUUAUACAAGAUGCGCCGAAUGGACAUGAAAGAAACGGGCAAGACAAUCGGCGAAUUUAAUCACAAAACCAGCACAGUACCGGCGGAGCUAGCUAAUGGUAAUACUCCGUCUCCACUGUCGCCCACGUCGGUUGGUUCGCAGAGCUCUGGUUACAGUUCUGGACAAAACAACCACGUUGGAUCAAUGCCACCGAUGAAUUCUUCUCCUGCUCAAUGCAUUAUAAUGCCAAUAAAUGUCCAUGCAGCGUAUCAAAAGCAAACUACGUUGUUUACUCAUCUUUCCACUUGUCUCGAUCUUUGGGAGCAAGCGGAUAGCUUAGUGUCACGCGGGAACCAUGUCGAAUUUUUCAUCGAACUAGAUCACGAAAACGGGCCCAUGACGCUGCACAGUUCCCUGUAUAAUGUCGUAAAGUAUGUACAAGCUGGGAUUCAGAAGCUUCGGCGCAUGUAACAUUGGGUCAUGCUGGUAGAACCGGUGCAGAAGCAGCUAGAACCGUUCUAGCCAGUUAGAGAACUUUCUUAUUAUGACAAUAAUGACCAACGACGAGCAGACGGAAAGGCUGAAGAAUAUGGACGGCCGUACGAGACGGAUGCAAAAGCCUCUGCUUGAACAAAUAUCUUUUCACACUCUUAAGUCUGUCCACAGCAUCGCUUUCUGUCAAUAUAAGAUGACAGAUAUAUUGGACCAGUACCGUUCUGUGUAUUACCACGUGAACUACAUAGUAUCCAAAAGCAAUCCAUAUGGCGCAAAUCACAACUUCCACAAUUUCCAGAGCUAUGUUGUCAAUGGUGUUUGUUGCGUUACAUGAUGCUCAAAGUGACAUUACGAACGUAAAUUCAGCUACAUGUCAUACCAUGGAGCGUUUCUUCAGUCAUGUAAACGAUUGCAAUGUACCAAUCAAAUGGUUAAAAUGAGAACAUAAGUUGGCCGAACACAAGAAUCCAGCCGAAUGCUGGUGGGAAUGGCAAAAUCAGCAUACGAAAACAAUCAACAACAGCAGCAGCAGCAGCAACAACAGCUUCGUGAUCUUUGGUGAACCAAAAUGGCUCAACUGUACGCUUUUGUUAUUUUCACAGCCGUAGAGGCAACUAAGUAAUCGUAUUUGUUAUACAUGGACCACACUAGAGAGGGAGAAAGAGAGGGCGGUAUAAUAGAAUAAUUUAUAUGUUUGUUUGCUUUGUCGUUAAACAUACGCAGAAUGAUGAAUUAAGUUAUUGAGAGCAACUGCAACACUGUGUAAAAUUAUCAAGCUAAGAGAUGAUAAAAGGUAAAUAGUUUUAUUUUGUUGUGGAUUAUUGUUUUGAAAAGGUGUCUGCCAUUAUUUUUUUUACAAACUUUAGUCGUUUUACUGCGAUAGGCCAAUUGCAGGAUCUUACCACAAUUUUUCAUAAAACCAUCAGCUAAAUGGCGCUGAAUUAGAUUGUGCUUCAUAGUGGACUGAUAAGAGAAGCAGUUUUUGUCUCUUAAGGCCGCGUAUUUCGUGCUUAAAUUUGUCUGAGGCGUUUGAAUCGUUAAUCGUUUUUAGUAAGAGAUGCAUUGUUUUGGUCGGGCAAAGCCAGACGCGAACAGUGUUGGGAACAGUUUACUCUCAUCGAUAUCAGCAACCAUUUCCUAUCCUUCUUAAGGAAUAAUCAAAGACACUACUAUUGAACCAUCGAUGAUCCCGUUCCUAGCAAUUGUAAAACAUGUAAUUGUAGCAUGGGCCAAGGCUGCGCGGAGGCAAGGAAAACGCAUAAUUUUCUUUUAUAUACACGGUAAAAAGAAGUAUCCACACAAACAGCUACAUUUAGUCAAGGGGUACAUAACAUGGUGGAACAUUAUGAAUAAGGCUAUUUUAUAUGUUGUUUAUAGAGUUUUUAAUUAUUUACAUGCUUAAUGCUCACGUAAUAGAAGGAUCACACACACACACACACACACACACACACGAAAGACUUAUCAAAGAGACAUAUAAAUGGCAAGACUUUUAGUAAAGCACAGAAAGAGAGCGCUUGAAGUUUGUUACGAAACUUAGGAGAAGCAACAACAAGAAAGGAGUUUAAAUAUGAAUAGGAACCGAAAGAAGGAUACACAAAAGUAAUGCAACAGUAGUUUAAUUUAUUAAAUGAAAAUACUGUGCAGCAAUAGUAACAGCUCUAAAGCGAAGGACAAUGAUCCGUCUGCAUGAAAGAUAAUUUAGAAAAUUUUUAGUCAAAACCAUACUCUACUGCUAGUUUCGCCAUACACUUGUGUUAUCUACCUUGUUCUACACACGUAGUCGAGUAAAAAGUUGGGUUUGGUAAGUCGUUAACAAAAGUUUGCUAGCAAUACUAGUUGAAUAACGUCACGGAAUGUGGAGUGUGACAACAGGUGGUGCCGCAAAGAACAGCAAUGCUUUUUUCUCAAGUCUAAACGUCACAAUUAUAUUAUCAAAUACAAUUAUGUUUUAUAUGCUUCUCUUUAAACUGUAAGUGUACAACACUUUGCUACCGUUAAUUAAUACACUCUCACUUUUGUACAAUUCUUCACGACAUUUACAUUGUUUGGCAGGUUGUGUCUGAUGACCAGGAACAAAGGGAAUAAGGUUUUCUCGUACAUGUGGAGAUUAAGUCAAUCGAAACGUAACAUUUGAUUCGCAACACUACAAGUGUUGCUGGAACCAUUACCAUUGUCAAGGAAAGUCUGCAUGAACCUGGAUGGAUAAUAAACUUAUUUAAUUCUUUUGUGCGACUACAGUAACCAAUAGCUAAACAGUUGAUAGUUAUUAUUAGGCAUACAAUCAACUCCAAAGAUGAUAGCAAAAGUAACUUGAAAUAGCUCAAUAAUCCUACAUUCAGAUGUCCUACCUAAUUAUUCUUUGCAAUGACGAGUGUUGCCACGGAAUUAUAGUUCACGUUUGGGAACGAAUCUACAAUUGGUUCAUGCCACAAGAGAUCGUUACAAAUGCAGUAAGCUACCAUUUGGCAUUCGGACCAGCCCUAUUAUAGAUUGCCUUUUUUAAAUGUAAAAACCCUUUUUAUUGCAUGGCAACAACGCCAAAUAAGCGUUAUUGAAAGGUGUUUCUGACGAAGCGGAUUAACUAUUUCUUUUACCAUGUUAUCACAUUCAAAAUUGAGCAUGCGUUUUUAGCGAGAAUCAAAUGACUUCACAUCAAUAGUACUCCUCUACUUUGGUUCUUACCCUAGAUGAAUGAGUGUAAUUGGUCAUGGUUGAAUUGAGAGGGUUUAUAAAGAUUUUUUGCUGCACCUAAUGGAAACGUAUACUAAACCGGGUAGUAAGAAGCAUCAAAUUAGCAAUCACGUUCUAGCCCGUGCAUGACUAUGUGAAAUGUUUUCACAUUUCACAAAUCAUACAUUUAACUUUGGUGUUUCACUAAACCCUUAAUUUAGUUGCGAUUCAAUGUGGUAUCAAUCGUCCCGCAAUUCAUAACGUGUCCCUGCAAUGAACAUUCACACAAUUGUAAGUUUUGCCUGCUUUUGUAUGUGUCACAAUAAAAGAAAUCUCGUGUAAUAGAAAAGUGGAAGGAAUCAGCAUGAAUUCAUGCUAUUCAUGUAACUUACUAUUGGUAAAGAGAUGUCCUCUAGAGGAGAUAGAAUGAGAAUGUAUUGUGGGUAGGCAGAAGUGUGAGAAACCACACAACAACAACCAAAAGAAACACCUAUAUUCACAAAGUGCAACUCAACUCAAAGCAAAAGCAACAACUAUUGAUAAUUUAAGCGACGAACGGUAAACAAACUGGUAACAGGAAAGCUGCGGGCGACUUUGCACCAAACUCUUCACAAAGAGCAACAAACUGAAAGCAUUACUAAACUAAAAGACUAUAAUAUUGUACGAAACCACAACACACGAACCACUUAAACCCGAUCACGAAGAGCAAUGGUAAUUAGGGCCGGAAGAUGAUCUAGAAGAUGAUUUCACAUUUGAUGCGCAUUACUUUUAAAAAGGUGCGUAAGAAAAAGGGUGUGAAGCGAGUGCAAAACUAACUAAUACACCACAAAUGUAACAGCAUUAAACGUUGAGGAACGGAUACGUUGAACGUGCAACAAAACUAUAGAUGAAAUGGUCGUGACAGAAUUCAAGCAUCUAUACAUAUAACAGCCGGUAUGAAUCAAAGUCCGAUUUAACGGUAAAUGAACCGGUCGACUCAACAAGCAACAUAAAGUUAAAUGAAACCGAAGCUUGAAGUGUAUUGUGAGAUAUUAUAUAAAUACUAUACAUCUAUAUAUAUAUAUAUAUACAUACGUACACAUCGAUAUAUAUAUAAAGCUAUAUAUUGUAUACAGAGUAGAGUUGAUCACGCUGUGGGAGACACAAUUGAAAUAUAGAGAUAUAAGACAUCAUAGGGAAUCAACGAGAUAUAAAGAAGAAAGAAAAUAAAUAUAAAACGCAGGGGGGGAAAUUGAAGAACAAAACUUAACAGAUGUAUCGGAAAGAAGAGAUUAGAGAAAACAUCUGCAUUUUAAAGCAGCUGACGCAAUUGGGCAGAAACUAAAGCAACACACGUACGGAUCAUGAACGAAUAGAUUGAAGAGAAGUAAAGGUCGAUUUUAAGCAAACGAAGGAACAGCACAUAAAGCAACAACAAUUGACUUAGAGUUACUAUGUAAAAUAAACACACAAACACACAACCUAGCAGCAAUGAAACGAAACGUGUAGCAAACGUGUAGUAAGUUAAACUAUAUUAAUAAGGAAACUCAACAAGAAGCAAGCAAGACAAACAAACAACUAAUGGAACACAACAGCCUCUCAACAGUGGGCGGCAACAUCUUGGUGUUACACAAUAAGUAAAAAAAACUCCUUAUUUUUUGUUUCAUUUGGAGUAUUAUUAUUAUUAUUGCAAAUGCUGUGCAAUGCAAUGCAAAAAAACGAUAAACUAAUGAAAAGGGACGAUACGGGGGUGGGAAGUUUAUUUAUGGUGAUAGACAGAAGGCACACAAAGGAUGAUGUGACCAAAAAUGAAGGGAAUAGAAUCGCGCUUGCAGGUUGCCCUUUGGGAUUAACGGCCGCAGGACUGUAUAAAAAAAACUGAAACAGAAACACAAAUUCGUAACAGAGUAGAAUUGUAAAUAAAUUCUAUAUACACAGUACUAGUAUAUACCAUUAACAUUGCUAUUAUUAUUAAUAUUAUUAUUAAAUUAAAAAUGAUUGAAGUUAUGUAGAACUUUUAGAAUAAAAAAAUCAAAAAAAUGAUCAAUAACUGAAA